AUGUCUGGCAGCCGCACCGCUCGGCUGGAGCCAGACACGCGGCGCUGCAGGAGUGUGCAGCCCCGCCACCCAGAGCGCUGCCUGCAUGGCGACAUGGCUGCGGGAUUCCCCAUUCCCAAACCAGACCUGAUCGCCCGGCUGGAACGAGGGGAAGAGCCGUGGGUCCCGGAUCUCCAGGCCGGUGAGGAAAGGGAGAGUCUGAGAGGCACCCGCACAGGUGAUAGGACAGUGAGUGAGAACAAGGAGGAGAAUCAGCAGCAGGAAGUUCCUGGGAAAUUGGAACCGCAGGAGACUUUUUUCAGAAGCGCCAAAGGGAAUUUUUCCCAGGGCUUAGAACCGGGAAAUGCCUGGGGAGAUCAACACAGAUCAGUGAUGCAGCUGGGAAACUGUCCCAGGAAGAAACUGGAUGAAUGCAUUCAACGUGGCGGAGGAUGCAAGGAUCCCGAGGAAACCCCAGUCCAGCAGACAAGUCACAAUGAAGUGAAACCUUACAAAUGCCUUGACUGUGGGAAAAGAUUCCUUUUCAGUGCAAACCUUAUUAUUCAUCAGCAAACCCACACUGGAGAGAGACCUUACAUAUGCCUUGAGUGUGGGAAAAGUUUCAGUUUGAAAUCAACCCUUAGUACACAUCAGAAAAUCCACUCAGGAGAGAAACCACAUAAAUGCCUGGACUGUGGGAAAGGCUUCAUUCAGAAGUCGCAACUUAUACACCAGAGAGUACACACAGGAGAGAGACCAUAUAAAUGCCUUGAGAGUGGGAAAAGCUUCAUUAAGAGCUCAGCGCCUACCAAACAUCAGAUAAUUCACAAGGGUGAGAGCAACCCUACGAAUAGCUUGACUGCAGGAGAAGAUUCAAUUUGACUUCACACAUCAGUGAUCAACACAACAGAGAGACCUUGAAUGUUGGGGAAGGUUCAUUUGGUGCUCCCAGAGUAUCAGGCAUUUGCAGAUCUGCACAGGGAAGAAACCUGUGAGAUGUUCUCAGUGUGGAAAAUGCUCCAAGUGGAGCUAACACUGUGUUGGACAUCAGAGACUACUCCACAUAGCAGGGAAAUUCUCUCAGGGCCUUGACCAAGGCUGGCCAUGGUGACAAACCCAUUUCCUUGUUCCCUCGGACAUCAGGGGCAUUUGGCUCCCGAGG
Molecule: messenger RNA, 1141 nt
Organism: Caretta caretta (loggerhead turtle)
Lineage: Eukaryota; Metazoa; Chordata; Testudines; Cheloniidae
Source: RefSeq, a predicted model, not a curated record